AUGUUUGAUAACAAAAAAAUUUCAUUUUGUAAUUUAAGGCUUUAUACAUAUCAAACGAUAACGAGAAGUGAAGAAGUUAAUCAGUUAAUUACACCAAAUUUAAGGGCAGACCAUCAUAAUAUAAGUAGAAUUCCACAAAUAUCUGAUUAUAGAUUCGAAAAUUUUGAGAUAGAGAAGAUGGCUUUUGAAAAAUUCGGGAUGACUUUGGCGUUGAGCAGAAAAUCAGAGCCGAGAAUCGUGUCUGAAGCCUGUUCUGGACUCAAUUAA
Molecule: messenger RNA, 267 nt
Organism: Echinococcus granulosus
Lineage: Eukaryota; Metazoa; Platyhelminthes; Cestoda; Cyclophyllidea; Taeniidae
Exons: 4
Coding region: 1-267 (88 amino acids)
Source: RefSeq, a predicted model, not a curated record